UACUUUUUAGGGCAAAUCAUUUCAGCCUCCCCAAUCGCCUCCAUCUCUAUUCCCGUUCUCAGAUGUGAACUUGCCCCCUCUCUCUCUCUCUGCAACUGCAAACUACAAAAUCUACAAGAAUCAGAAGUUCAAAACCCAUAUAUUUCAGUUUAUCUAUCUGUCUGCAAGAAUCGAAAGUUCAGAACCUAUUACCUAUAUCCAAACCCAUUCGGCAUAUCAUUUCAGAUUGUUCCAAAAAUCAAAACCCAUAUCUUUCAGUUUCCAUCGCCCGCUGCCCCAGUUCGGGUUCGCCGUUCGCAAGCUUCAACCGCUGGCCCGCUGUCUCUCAACUCUCAAGCUUGCCUCCCUCUCUCUCUGCAACUGCUAACUUGUAUAUAGGAGAUGGUGCACAAAUGUGUGGUUUGUCGUUGCAUGGAGCGGCCAUGCGUGGCAAUCUGUAUAUCUGCUGAUUACUUGCCGGAGGAGACCCACACAGGCUUUUUAUGAAAUCGAAAGUGUCUACACAUUGAAAAUAUUCACUAAACGCUUGCAAGACGUCGAAGUGCAACAUUGCCAACGUCUUGUAGAUUCUAUGGCUCUACAAGCUAGAGCAUUAAUUAGAAAUUCAAUUUCUGGCUGGACAGAUUAAAUUGAGGAGAAUCGUGCCUGGUCAUCAAACAUGAAGCGACUAUUACUCAACUUCGAGAGGAAAUAGCUCAACAAAAAAAUACCAGUGAUGGAAAUGAUGUCCAGGCACUUUAGAGGCACUUGACAAAUAGAUUGAAGCAGAUUGUGCAUCCAAAGACCUGGCAAUUCAAAAACAGAAUGCUGGUAUUGAAUACAAUGGUUGAAUAUGAAGUCAUGAUAGCCCAUUUGAAAAUUGCUAAUCAACAACUUGUAGCAAAAUCUGCAUUGAAGGAUGUUACAAUUCAGAAACUGGAAGUUGGAAGUGAAAUGUUUCUUAAUUUCACAGAGGAAGAGAUCCCUGCUACUGCACCAGCAAUGGGUCAAGAUACUGGUUUGGGUUUCAGCUUAGAUGAUCUGGAUGAUGGUUUGGGGGUUGGUGUGGGUUUCAACUUAGAUAAUCUGGAUGAUGAUGUUGCUAAUGGAACAGGAGCUAGUGGUGAAAAUCCAGCAGCAGCUAGAGGUGAGAAUCAAGAACAAGGUGAUGGUGAGGUGCCAAGAGCCUAGAGGGGAGACCGCUUAUCAUUUCCGUCUAGUGUUCUUUAGUAAGCUGGAGAAUCAAUUAGUGUUAUCUUUUGUUUGAUUGGACUUUUUAGUUUGAUUUCAUUGUGUCUUGAAGGAACUUUCUCUUUGUGCAUCAAGCUCUUUACAAGAACAAAAGCUUAGUGUUCUUUAGUAAGCUGGAGAAUCAAUUAGUGUUAUCUUUUGUUUGAUUGGGCGUUUUAGUUUGAUUUCAUUGUAUCUUGAAGGAACUCUCUCUUUCUGCAUCAAGCUCUUUACAAGAACAAAAGCAACAUUCUAGUGUAC
Molecule: messenger RNA, 1470 nt
Organism: Cornus florida
Lineage: Eukaryota; Viridiplantae; Streptophyta; Magnoliopsida; Cornales; Cornaceae
Exons: 3
Coding region: 805-1170 (121 amino acids)
Source: RefSeq, a predicted model, not a curated record